This is a messenger RNA of Mugil cephalus (flathead mullet), 1600 nucleotides long. Its product is annotated as trans-1,2-dihydrobenzene-1,2-diol dehydrogenase-like. The transcript has 7 exons. Lineage: Eukaryota; Metazoa; Chordata; Actinopteri; Mugiliformes; Mugilidae. The coding region runs from base 316 to 1320 and encodes 334 amino acids. The record is from RefSeq and is a predicted model, not a curated record. Gene Ontology annotation, molecular function: nucleotide binding.
AGAAAUGUGUAACUUGCCUCUUAACUCUCUCUGUGUCUGUCUGCCUGAAAUGCACAGACUUGAUUGGCCGAGUGUUAUCACGUAGGAUGGAUUAACUCUCAUGUAAUUGGUCUGUGCUGUGUUUCCUCGUCCACUAAACCGCCACCUCAAGCUACGCCGGUUAAACUAUAAAGCGCCCUGACAAAUUUUAAAUCGUUAAUUGUUUUGGCUGUAGGUCGAGUGGGUUAUACCAAAAAAAUAGUGCUGUGUCACCACCUUGUGUCAGGAUACGACCACUACUUCUGUGAUCCCGGUGUUUGUUUGUUUUUUCCCAACAUGGCAACCAGGUGGGGAAUCUGUGGCGCGGGGAAGAUCAGCCAUGAUUUCACAGUGGCCCUGAAAAGUCUUCCCGCUGAAGACCACCAGAUUGUAGCUGUGGCUGCUCGUAAACUGGAGGAUGCACAGGGGUUUGCCAAGAAACACAGCAUCUCCCGAGCGUACGGCAGCUAUGAGGAGCUGGCCAGAGAUCCAGACAUAGAUGUGGUGUACAUCGGAGUUAUCCACCCCUACCAUCUGAAAACAUGUCUGCUCUUUACCAACGCUAAGAAGAACGUGCUGUGUGAGAAGCCGCUGGCCAUGAACUCCAGGGAGGUGCAGGAGAUCCUGGCCUCUGCCAAGAAGAAUAAUGUCUUCCUCAUGGAGGCCGUCUGGACUCGCUUUUUCCCGGCCUCUGUGGAGACCAGGCGGCUGCUGGCAGAGGGGGAGUUGGGCGAGGUGAAGAUGGUCAGGUCUGAGUUUGGCGCGCCAUUGUUGCAUGUACCGAGAAGAGUGCAGAAGGAGCUGGGUGGAGGAGCAUUACUAGACGUUGGCAUCUACUGCCUGCAGUACAUAUUGAUGGUGUAUAACGGAGAGAAGCCAGAGUCUAUCCAAGCCGUGGGAUUCUGUCAGGACACAGGUGUGGAUGAGACUAUGGUAGUCACCAUGAAGUUCUCCAACAACAGGAUGGCAGUGUUUACCUGCUCCGUAGGUAUACAGAUGCCCAAAAAUAUCAUUAUUGUGGGUACCAAGGGCACCAUCCACAUCCCUGAACAUAUGUGGUGCCCCACAUCAUUGAAAGUGAACGGGAAGGAGACGCAGUAUACUUUGCCAGAACCUUAUUUGCCUAUCAACUUCUUUAACAGUACAGGAAUGCGAUACGAAGCAGAGGAGGUUCGGCAGUGUUUGCUCAAAGGGCUGAAGGAGAGUGCAGUCAUGUCCCACGCUGACUCUCUUCUGUUGGCUGAGGUGGAGGAUGAGAUCCGUAGGCAGGUUGGGGUGGUGUACAACCAAGACUGUCAGUAAAUAUUAAACACAUACUGAGAUGGUCUGUGCCAGAGGGUAAUGUAUUUUGACGAAAAGUCUUGAUAUAUUGAACACAUUGUUUAGAUCGUUGGAGUGAAAACUAUUUAAUCUCUGCAGCAGAAAUCAACUAUAUUAAUACAAAUAUUUUUACACUAUUAAUUAAAAGUACAGUAAAAUGAAGAGUGCUGUAUUUAUGUAGUCUUAACUUGAUACUUAAGUUGUAAUAGGAUGAAACAGUGUGAAACCUUUGAUCUAUGAAAUAAAUGUUUAUGACAUUUUA